This is a messenger RNA of Mesoplodon densirostris (Blainville's beaked whale), 2618 nucleotides long. It is a transcript of the gene HOXB4, whose product is annotated as homeobox B4. Gene Ontology annotation, cellular component: nucleus. NCBI's taxonomy places the organism in Eukaryota, Metazoa, Chordata, Mammalia, Artiodactyla, Ziphiidae. Gene Ontology annotation, biological process: anterior/posterior pattern specification; embryonic skeletal system morphogenesis; regulation of transcription by RNA polymerase II. The transcript has 2 exons. The record is from RefSeq and is a predicted model, not a curated record. Bases 86 to 841 code for a protein of 251 amino acids. Gene Ontology annotation, molecular function: RNA polymerase II cis-regulatory region sequence-specific DNA binding; DNA-binding transcription factor activity, RNA polymerase II-specific.
AAGUAGGAGGGCUUUCGGAAACAGGAAAACGAGUCAGGGGUCGGAAUAAAUUUUAGUAUAUUUUGUGGACAAUUCCCAGAAAUUAAUGGCUAUGAGUUCUUUUUUGAUCAACUCAAACUAUGUCGACCCCAAGUUCCCUCCGUGCGAGGAAUAUUCACAGAGCGAUUACCUACCCAGCGACCACUCGCCGGGGUACUACGCCGGCGGCCAGAGGCGAGAAAGCAGCUUCCAGCCGGAGGCGGGCUUCGGGCGGCGCUCCGCGUGCACCGUGCAGCGCUACGCGGCCUGCCGGGACCCUGGGCCCCCGCCGCCUCCGCCACCGCCCCCGCCGCCCCCGCCACCGCCCGGGCUGUCCCCUCGGGCUCCCGCUCCGCCGCCCUCUGGGGCCCUCCUCCCGGAGCCCGGCCAGCGCUGCGAGGCCGUCAGCAGCAGCCCCCCGCCGCCUCCCUGCGCUCAGAACCCCCUGCACCCCAGCCCGUCCCACUCCGCGUGCAAAGAGCCCGUCGUCUACCCCUGGAUGCGCAAAGUUCACGUGAGCACGGUAAACCCCAAUUACGCCGGCGGGGAGCCCAAGCGCUCUCGGACCGCCUACACUCGCCAGCAGGUCUUGGAGCUGGAGAAGGAAUUUCACUACAACCGCUACCUGACGCGGCGCCGGAGGGUGGAGAUCGCCCACGCGCUCUGCCUGUCCGAACGCCAGAUUAAGAUUUGGUUCCAGAACCGGCGAAUGAAGUGGAAAAAAGACCACAAGUUGCCCAACACCAAGAUCCGCUCGGGUAGCACCGCAGGCGCAGCCGGAGGGCCCCCUGGCCGGCCCAACGGAGGCCCCCCCGCGCUCUAGUGUCCCCCACGUGGGAGCCGCGAACCUCGGGGCGGGGGUGGGUUGCGAGCGCGGGGGGGUGCGGUUGGGGGAGACGCGGGAGGGGACCCUGAGGCCUGGGUCCGAAAAAGCCUACCUGCCCUCCCCCCACUUUGUCUAUUUACACGAAUAAAUGCAGAGGAGGGGGGAGGGGAAGCUUUAUUUAUAGAAAUGACACUAUGGAGCCGGGCGAGGCCCCCCAGAAGCAAGGUUCAAGUCUCUUGCUUUCUUCCUUAAAAAAAAGAAGAAGGAAGAAAGAAAAAGACAGAAAGAGAAAUAGGAGGAGGCUGCACUCCUCAUUUUCAGCUUUGGUGAAGAUGGAUCCACGUUUCAUCUUUAAUCACGCCAGGCCCAGGCCCAUCUGUCUUGUUUACUCUGCCGAGGAGAGGACGGGCCUCGGUGGCGACCAUUACCUCGACACCCCGCUAACAAAUGAGGCCCGGCUCGGCCGCCGCCGCCGCCGCCUCUGCUGCUGCCGCUGCUGGAAGACAGUCUGGAUAUUUUUUCUUUGUCCCCCAUUCCUGAAACCCAGCGAAAGCAUCCUCUGACUGCCAGAUAGCGCAGUGUUUUGGCCACGGUAACAAACACAUGCACGCAACCUCUCUCCCCCGCCGUGCCCGUUCAUGGGGACGCUGGCCGCUCACCCCCUUGCACUGCGGGGCUGGGGUAGGGACCACAGGAAGGGGACAAGCGGAGGCGGGCAGGGGGAUGCGUGCCUCGGCUACGCAGGAGCAGGGCAGGGAAACAGUCCAAGAGAAAGAGAGGACCCAGAGACCAGGAGGGCCUUCCUCUGGAAGGUCAAGCUGUGUCUGGCGGGGUGAGGGGCCAGUUGCGUUCUGGGAGCUGGGCACAACCCUCUGGCCAAUCUGGAGUUGUACAGUGGAGGCCUGUUCUAGACUGAAAGUGAAUGUGAAACUAGGAAAUAAAAUGCCCUUCCCACCUGGGAGAUGAGGUUACAGAAACCUCUCCCAUAGUUCAUCAUUGUUGCAUUGAUUAUUAUUAUUAUUAUUAUUAUUAUUAAUUAUUUUAUGUCAUGUGCGUCCUCUCUCCUAUGCUCUUUCUGACAUUCCAAACCAGGACCCUUCUUAGUUCUGGGGCUGCCUGAGUCUAGAACCCUUUGUUGGCGUGAAAAUGUGUGUCCUGUACAGAGUGACAAUAGAAAUAAAUGUUUGGUUUCUUGUGACCAGCACGGCGUGUUUUUGUUGAAACCUUGAUGUAAAGAUGCAGAUAAAUGCCUCCCAGAGUAUAUUUUAGGCACCCCGGUCCAUUCGACUGCACAUUUAUGUGGCUGAGGAAUUUUUUCAAAGGAUCCGAUGGGAAUUUGUAUCUCAGAGGACUCCAAAUUGUGGUGGCUGGUUUGUUUUCCUUUUGGGGUGGGUGUGUUUUGUUUGGGGCUUUUAAUUUUUCCCCUCUAGUCCAAAAAUGGAUUGAAAGGACUGAGAGGGCUGACUCCAAUCCCUAAUGGGGGGAAAAUGUUUCAUUGUAGAACACAAGAGGCUUAAGUAUGACAAAGGCUUUCAUAUAGUGAUUUAUUUGUCAUAAGCAAAUAAAAUGCGGUUAAAGCUGUCUCCUUCUAGACAGACGACUCUUUGCUUAUUAAAGUUCCGAGAGAGGAUUCUGAGCGGCCGGCCUCUUUCCUCCCGCGUAAGAAGGUAUCGUUUUCCUCUGAGGUGUUUAAGGCUUUAAUGAGUCUAAUUUUUUGCACAGAUGUUUCUGGGUGUUUGCAGGUUUUCAGAGUAUUUUUAUAUUACAAAGGAGC